AUGUCAAGACCUCCAUCCGCGACAGACAAUACCUGGUCAGGACCCCUGGUGACACCUGAUGCAUCUGCCCAAUAUGAUUGCUCUGAAGGGCCCGACCUCCCGCGCGACCAGCAGCGGCGCCACAACGAUACUCGGAGCCAGCUCAUACAUCAAGAUGCCCAGCAAGCUCCUUCUCCAUCCCGCGCAGAAUCUCCCACGGCUCAUCAAUGGGCUAAGCCCGCCUCUACCUUUCCUCUAAAACGGCCCACUGCAGCCCCCGUGGAAAGGCUGUCCCGUCCCGACCGCUCUCAUAGCCCACAGUUGUCUGAGAGAGAUAGCAUCUUCGCAACUCAUUAUCUGCCUUCCGAGACCGACCCUAGCACCACCCCGCGAUUAUCGCCUUCAGAAGAUACAAAUCAUGAACCACCUGCAAGUCUGACUCCUCUGCUUGAGGAUGUGUCUGCUUUUGCUUCUUCGGAUUCUCCUCACAAGGUCAUUCCCCGCUCUAAUCGCGUCGGCACCUCCCACAUGGAAGUUGACGUCCGCAGGAAGCAUCCGCUAGACACUCCUUCUUUGCUUCCGCCGGGGGUCCCGCAUUCUACCCCUCUGCUCCCGGUAGACUCGGACACCAUUGUGGACGAGCAAUCGGGGUUGGCACAUCGGAGUGCCCCAUUUUCUGCAUGGGAGAGCUUGCAACCCCUUAGAAAAGUUUCUUCUGAUGGUGCUGCUAACAAGCCGGCUGCGUUGGCGGAUCAUCUAGCCCAUCGCAGUCUUUUGUCAGCCUCCCUUCAUGAUGCGCCAUUGCCGCCAUUGCCGCCAUUGCCACCCUUACACUCCUCUGUCUCUUCGCCUGGCGUGCACUCUCCUGUAACCAGUGUCGACACAGCCCACCAUGCCUGGUCGAUGUCGCAACCACAUGAGGGCACACGUGAGAACAGACCGGAACGAAGUUCGAGUCGUAGCCGGCGUGGCAGAGUCGAGCAAUCAAUCGAAGCCAACCUGGCAAAUGCGGAACCCGCCUCCCAUGUGCGCAGCCGUAAGUCGAGUCACUACUUAGGCUUGUUCAAGGAAAACACUACCUCUCCUGAUCGUAAAAGAAGAGAGGAACGCGCCGGCAGACACGAUGAUUCCACAGAGCCGAAUGAUCCACACCAUCGGGUCACUCAUUCGGAGCCUCGCUUUGCCCUGGAGCAUUGUGACUCCCCACUGGAGGCUUCAUUCCCGUCUGACGAAGGGGAACUCAGAAACACCAAGAGUUUGUCGCAACUAUCGCUCGCUGAUGCUCCACUGAUCUUGCCAAGUAUAGAAAGUGAUAUAAGUCAGAUGAGGCACGGGGACAACUUCAAGAAAUCAAAGCCUCGGGCUCUACCCCGAAGCCUUCUAGAGGAGAUCCGCAACUUUCACCUCACACCCGGCGGAGCCCGUGGCACUUCCUUUUCACGGAGUAUCCCUACCCAAUUCGCUGAGAGGGGGCGAGACUAUUUCUCCAAAGACCAUGCAAGCCAAGGCAUUCUGGGUUCUCACCUGUCCGGAUCUGACUCGGACCGGGAACAGCGUCGUCCUUUGGAAGAGGAAGAGGAUGAACAAAUAUCCUCUGCCGUCUAUUUCCCUCAUGAGCGUGUCACGAUAGCAGAAGAGGUCGAUUCCAUCCCGCCGUAUGCGGACACUGAACAUGGUGGGGCUCCAAUCGAUAUCUCGACUGCGCAGAAUGGCCACGUUCGGAUGCCAAAGAGACAGGUUUCUGAUGACCUGGAAGGUAAUCAUGUGGACAUAUCUCUUCGCUCUAAAAAUGAUAGUAGAAUCCUCCACGGCGACCUACAGGGCAUGCAGAGUGCUCCAAUAGAAGAACUUAAUGAAGAGCCUCAUGCUUCCAUUCCCGAGCGCACCACUGAUUAUUAUUCGACAUGCGAAUCUGAGUUUGCAUCCGCUGAUGAUAGUGGGAUGUCUGUUCGGGACGAGGAAUCGAGCUUGACAGACGAAGCUGAUGUCACGCCCACUGCCACCCCAACCCAGGGCCCGAGGUUUCCUCGUGCGCGGCGCAAGCAUAGUAACGCCGCACCUCUCGGCGCAGUGGAGCUCAAACCCUAUCGUCAUCAACUCAACAACAGGGAGAAUGAAUUCUACGAGCGCAUUGAGCGCCGACACCCCGAAAUGCUGAUGUUUCUGCCAAGAUACAUUGGCGUUCUCAAUGUCACUUUCUCAAAGACACCAAAGCGACCCAAGGAUACGACUAAAACCAACGGAGAACACAGAGACACCAACCAUACUGCGAGCAAUUCUAACCCUGCUGACAACAAAGACUCAACGGCUGCAAAUAGCUCAUGCCCCUCUAAGGACACCAAUCAGCCACGUAUCUUCAGUCAGAAGCAGGUCACUGGCAUCAUACCGCAAGUGAUACUGGAAAACAACAGACAUAUUAUUCCAGCAGAUCUAUUCUCUCAUUGUCAGCGUCCAAGGACUGCCGAUGGGUCGAUGACGCAGCGACGCUUCUCGACCGGAAUUGAAUCCAUGUCAAGCCGACAAAACGGACAUGAAUGCUUGGCUGAUGGUCCACUAUCUCCCCAGGUGCUUAAAAAGAAGCAGUGGGGCGCGACCACUGUCAACAGACAGUUGCAAGAGCAAGUACUCCGUGAAGUCUUCAGUCCCCCUGCUGUGCACCAUCACCGACGCCACGCACGUGGUCAUCUGAACCUGCCAAGGACAUCAUCAGACGGCAUUCGCCGUAGAGUUAAUCUCUCUGAAGACCGAACUUUGAGUCGUCGUACUGCUUCUGUUGAAGACGCGCCGACGCUCGCUGCUGGCAUCGACAUUGCAAAGCAGACAAAUGACGGGCCGGGGCUGUCUUCAUCGGCAUCUACGGCCUUGGAUGCAGGCCACAGUCGACUUGAGAAGGUCAGAACUGAAGAGUCCCCCCCCCGUGCUAGUUCACUUUCGCGAAGUCGGCCCAUGAGGCGCCGCCGUUCAGGGAGCGGAUUGCAGAGACGGGGCAGCUUAGGCUCUGGACAAGGUGGAGGCGAGCUGCUGUUUUAUGACGACGAUGGGUACGGAGGCGACAAGGAAGACGGUGUCUUCCCAAUGGAGGGCGAUGUAUCCGUCAAAUCGCCAUCAGGACGUCGAAUGACUAACCAAUUCGGACCGCCUCUCCCCAACCUCAAGACUGCUGUUGCCGCCAAGCCUGCCGACCAGACCUUGAUUGAACCUUCGGAAGAGGGCUCUAGGCAUGAUGAUCACGUACUGCUCCCCUCCAAUCCCAAAGAAGCGCAGACACGGAAGGAUGACAGGGUUCAAUUUUUCCUGUUGCUGGAGGAUUUGACAGCCGGCAUGAACAAGCCUUGCGUCCUCGAUCUAAAGAUGGGAACGCGUCAGUACGGCAUUGAGGCUGAUGAGAAAAAGCGUAAAUCUCAACGACGCAAGUGCCAGUCAACAACUUCCCAGCAGCUAGGUGUCCGUUUGUGUGGUAUGCAAACGUGGAAUGUGAAGAAACAAGAGUACUCAUUCGAGGACAAAUACUUUGGUCGCGAUCUAAAGGCUGGGCGUGAAUUCCAGGAUGCUCUUACCCGAUUUCUUUACGAUGGUGCUAGUCAGCGAAGCGUGACAAAGAAGAUUCCUGUCAUCCUUGAGAAAUUGGCACGACUGGAGAAUAUGAUCAGAAGGCUCAAGCGUUAUCGCCUGUAUGCCAGCAGCCUUCUGAUCCUCUACGAUGGUGACCCAAACCCGACAGAUGGAGCUACCCAAGUCAAUGGUCGGUCAGGGUCCGGCACCAUGCGAGAUAACUUGCAACGUCGGAGCUCUGAUGAUGGCUAUCUAGAUGUGCAGCUGAAAAUCGUGGACUUCGCAAACUGUGUCACAGGCGAGGACGAGAUUUCUCCCGACGCUCCUUGUCCGCCCCAGCAUCCCGACGAUAUUGAUCGUGGUUACUUACGCGGUCUUCGGACUCUACGAAUGUACUUUCAACGGAUCUUGAAAGAAGUCAGCCACGAUGACUACAUAGAAAGAGGCGAGGGUGAGGCUAUUGCUCUCGGAUCUCGACACUCGGACCAAGACGAAUCAUCGGAGCGGUUUUGGGAUGAAAACGUCAUGGAGAGUGAUCCCGGCGAGGUCAGCUUUUAG
Aspergillus fijiensis CBS 313.89 is the source of this 4089-nucleotide messenger RNA. Its product is annotated as inositol polyphosphate kinase KCS1. NCBI's taxonomy places the organism in Eukaryota, Fungi, Ascomycota, Eurotiomycetes, Eurotiales, Aspergillaceae. The transcript is spliced from 3 exons. Gene Ontology annotation, cellular component: nucleus; cytoplasm. Bases 1 to 4089 code for a protein of 1362 amino acids. The record is from RefSeq and is a predicted model, not a curated record. Gene Ontology annotation, biological process: phosphatidylinositol phosphate biosynthetic process; inositol phosphate biosynthetic process. Gene Ontology annotation, molecular function: inositol hexakisphosphate kinase activity.